Conger conger (European conger) is the source of this 1906-nucleotide messenger RNA. RefSeq lists its product as uncharacterized. The transcript has 13 exons. Lineage: Eukaryota; Metazoa; Chordata; Actinopteri; Anguilliformes; Congridae. The record is from RefSeq and is a predicted model, not a curated record. Bases 46 to 1374 code for a protein of 442 amino acids.
GUUUUCUAACAGAGGAGUUGAACGUCGCUCGGGCAGUGUGUGGUGAUGGAGGCUAGUGUGACAAACCACAACAUGGUGGCCUUCAAGCCCAGAAAAGCUGGCAGCAGGAGCGGCUUCACUGUGUGGCCGUUCAGAGUUAACUUCCACAAACUUCUGCAGCUCAGCGAUUCGCCAGCUUUGUUUCCACAGGUGGAGACCAGGGAUGUCCUGAGGGCGGUAGUGGCGCUAUUCGACGUGUCGUUCUCCGAGUUGGGCCCCGACGAAAUCUACGACAUCGUGAGUAGCCCCGACAGUCGGACCAUCGUUCUCCUGCGCGGUCACACAGAUGUCCUGGAGGAGUACAGGGGCAGGGGAGGAGCCACCGCGGCUGUGCGCCCGGGCUCCAAGCCUCCCCCAGCGGAGGCAGAAGCAGGUGACAGAGCGCCAGAACGGGGGAGAUUCUGUAACGUGUUCAGUGACAGCGACUCGGAUGACGGCUCGGACGAGGCGGGGGAUUCGGCGGGGGCCGCGGAGAGCAGGUCAGAGUGGGAGGUGUUCAGUGGUGGAGUGGCGGGGUUCCUGUCGGAUGUGCGGGCGCGUCGCGCGGCUCGGCACAGCCCGGAUGGGGAGCAGGAGAUCCCGCCCAGGGCUGUGGGCGCAGAGUCGCUCAUUGUGGCAGCUGCCUCGUACAAGCUGAGGACGCUGGAGAUAGGAGAAAAGGUGCUGGAGCUGUCCUUGCUGACCACCAGGAGGCCCUACCGCAAGUCUGGCGUGGGAAGCUACAUCGUGGAGCUCCUGAAGUCACCUGCAGUGUGUGGGCCUUAUAAGGUGCUGCUGGCUCACGCUGAGAGCAACGCGGUCAACUUCUUCACUAAGUGUGGCCUGACUGAUGACCCCCUGCUAAACGAUAAGUUCAAGGAGGUGAGAGAUGAGUGGACCAACACCACCCUAAUGAGCUACCUGGCUCCUUUUAGCACAGACAUGCACAGCAGGACCCCUGGACUGUCUCUGAAUCUGUGGGAGGUGGAGCUGGAGGUGGAUCUGAUGAGGAAGAAGGCUCUGUCGGCCUACCAGCAGCAGGCGAUAUGUGUGACACGCCUCGUCCACGAAGCGAGCACCCUGAGAGAACAGUUAUCACAGCAAUUACGGGAGAUAAAGUCCCUGAAGAUCGAGCUGGAACUGGAGAGAAAGCAACGCAGCAAAACAGAACAACGGUUCCUGGAGUACAAGCUGAUGAUGAGGCAGCAGCUCAUGGAGAGACCCGGCAGUGGCUCAGACGAACAGGACUACAGAGUGGCUGAUGAUUCGGGGGCGGAGUCGGUGGACACUACAGAGGAGGGGUCAUGCAGGACAGAGGAGGGGCCAGAGAUCAGGCAGGUACAGCUGUCAAAAUAAGUCCUGGAGAAAAAGCACUGAAAUGGAGUGGUUGAUGUAUGCCACUCAAAGCUUUCUAAUCGGAAAUUCUGUUUCUUCUUUAGGCAACCACCCCUCCAGUAAAGUGUGCCACGAAGAGAGAGACGGAGAGAAACACACAGAGCACUCACACGUGCACACAGAGACACACACACUCGCACACACACACAGAGACACGCACACUCUCACACACACAAACGCACGUGCACACAGAGACACACACACUCACACACACACAGAGAGACACACACACACACACACACAGACACACACACUCACACACACACACAGACACACACACUCUCACCCACACACUCGCACGUGCACAUUUGCACAUUUCCUGUUUUCUGACCUCCUGUAUAUAUCUUACUCUACCAACAAUAAAAGCAAAUAUUUCUACUGCCAAAAUAGUUGUUUUGGUCACUACCACCCCACAUCAAAGAGAUUCCACUCAGCAACUGUGUUAGUAACACCUAAGACCCACGCAUUUACAUUACAGUCACAACAACACACA